Molecule: messenger RNA, 1809 nt
Organism: Phaeodactylum tricornutum CCAP 1055/1
Lineage: Eukaryota; Bacillariophyta; Bacillariophyceae; Surirellales; Neidiaceae
Exons: 5
Coding region: 1-1809 (602 amino acids)
Source: RefSeq, a predicted model, not a curated record
AUGGUACCGGCCACCAGGCAAAUGUCUAGCGGAGCUGCUUACUCGCAUUUUUUGGAUAAUGUAUUUUCACUUCCUCAAGGGCACCCAAUCCGACUUAGUUUCGAACAACAAGGGUAUAAUUCUGUUGAUGAUCUCCUCAGUAUUUUUUUGAAUGAACUAGAUGCCCUUGGAUACGUGCCUUCAGCAAUCGACGAAAUCAAGCAAGGAGUCAAGCGUGACAAGACACACUAUCCCAUCCUUAAGGACGACCGAUACUGGGACAAUUUCUACCGGUCUUUCGUGGUCACCGCAGUAUCCCAUAACGUCGAAAAGGUACUUGACCCAUCGUAUGCACCGACAGACGCCUCAGAGAAGUCUCUCUUUGAGGAACAGAAGAAAUUUGUGUACUCUGCUUUGGAACAUACACUUCAGACUGAUAUGGGGAAAAACCUUGUUCGCGAACAUAGUUUUGACUUCAAUGCUCAAGAAGUUUUCCGUAAGGUUGUCAAGCACUACACAGAGUCUGCCAGUGCCAAGAGUGGGUCCUCCAACACUUUGGCCUACCUCACUACGGCAAAAUAUGGCACAUCCUGGACAGGAACGGCGGUAGGGUUCAUCCUUUUCUGGAAGAACCAUCUUUGCAUCUACAAUGAUAUGGUCCCUAUGGCAGAGCAGUUGCCUAAACAGCUUUGCCUCAGUUUGCUUGAAAACGCUGUACACGACAUCCCUGAACUCCGCCAGGUCAAGAUCACCGCUACUUUAGACUUAGCUAAAGGAGGCACUCCUCUCAACUACAAAGGGAACAACCUUUCCAAUUCUCGUAGUGUCAAGAGCAAGCGUAGCGCCUUUCUGACCGACCUCUCGUAUGAUCAACCGGACUUCACCGAAGACAAAGGAAUUGACUAUGAUAUUGAUCUCUCUCUUGCAGUGAUCUAUGAGGCCAACGCUCACAACCGCAAAGUCAGUCCAUCUGGCCACCGUAAUCGCGAUCCGGCAACCAAUCAAGAGCGUCCGUAUAUCCCUUGCGAGAUGUGGAAUCAGCUUUCAGUUGAUGCCAAAGCCAUUCUCCAAGGCCUGCCCGCACCCGACAAGGGCCCUACUCGAUCCGGCAAUGUCUCGCAACGUGCGUUGGAAGCGAAUACCCACGCCAAGAUAUCGAACGAUAAUGGCGAGUUCAACCGUAGCGAACCAGACAACCAGCAAGCUGAAGCAUUCCAUGACUGUGAUCAAACGACGGAGCUCUUUGCACACUUGACUGACCGUGUGAGUCACAUGGGAGACGGCGAUAUCCGAAAAGUUCUUGCUGCAUCCCGCCGUGCCAACGGUGGACUUGCUGGCAAAGUUGUGAACAAAACAGGACGGUCUGCUAGUAUAACGGGUAUCAACGAGCAUACCCUGUCAGAUUUGGAUAUUGUCACUGCCGCUGGGUUUGUCGAGUCUCACAAAGGCCCUAUCAUUGUGAUUAUGCACCAAUACGCCUAUCUUGGCAAGGGAAAGACAAUCCACUCCAGUGCCCAACUUGAGCAUUACCGAAACAAAGUCGAAGACCGGUCUCGCAAUGUUGGAGGACAACAGCGGAUUGUUACCUUGGAUGAUUAUAUCACUCCUCUUCAAUAUAGCGAGUUCGAAUCUCUUCCGCAUGUUGUGUUGACUUCCAAUAUUGACUGGGACCCUUCUAUUCUAGACAAUGAAGUUGACAUGGUGAACAACUGGUAUGAUGCAAUGCAAGAUCUUCCUGGCAAUACCUAUGUUGAACCACGCUUUGACAACACAGGCCAAUACCUCCACCGCCAUUGCGUACUACAAUCUCGAUGGCGAGGACGCUAUUGA